This is a messenger RNA of Ochlerotatus camptorhynchus, 5418 nucleotides long. RefSeq lists its product as uncharacterized. The record is from RefSeq and is a predicted model, not a curated record. Gene Ontology annotation, molecular function: nucleic acid binding. The coding region runs from base 1 to 5418 and encodes 1805 amino acids. Lineage: Eukaryota; Metazoa; Arthropoda; Insecta; Diptera; Culicidae. Gene Ontology annotation, biological process: DNA integration. The transcript is spliced from 2 exons.
AUGCCUCCCUUUGCACCACCCCCAGUCCACCAAGAUCGCGACGGGCCAACUUUCGCUCUACAUCGGGAACAGCAACAGUUGUACGUUCCAGUUGAUAUUCCAGCUGAAAUCAACCAUCGUCCCGAUUUCCCUGCUCGUUACCCUCUUCGUAUCAAUCAUCAUUCGAACAUACCAGCGUUCAAUCCACCUCCACCUAUCCACCGUCCUAUCGCUUCGACGUUUGCUUCUCUCCCGACCGAUCAACAUCAGCAUAUUCCGACGUUCUCUCACGCGAAUCAUACUCAGCGCCCGAAUGCUUCGGCAUUUGCCCCAUAUGCUGGUCUUCCGCGUCCUGCCGCUCAAGAGUAUUAUCCGUACGACUUACACGACUAUCCUUCCGCCACCGGGGGGACGGCGUUGCUCAAUAAAAGCCAAAUCGCCGCACGUCAUGCAGUCUCUAAGGAACUACCAAUCUUCAGCGGGGAACCGGAUGAAUGGCCCUUGUUUUUCGCAACCUACGAGAACACAACGAACCUUUGCGGAUUAUCGGCGGAGGAGAACAUGGCUCGUCUACAGAAGUGUCUACGUGGGAAGGCAUUGGAAGCGGUUAAAUGCCAGCUGUUGCAACCAGCCAACCUGAAUCAAGUUCUUUCGACGUUGCGAAUGCUGUUUGGGCGUCCGGAAAUCAUCGUGCAUUCGCUGCUGCAAAAGAUAAACACUCUUCCCGCUCCCAAAGCAGAACGUCUGGGUACGCUCGUCGAUUUCGCGCUGGCCGUUCGCAACAUGGUAGCAACAGUGAAGGCCUGUGAGUUAGAGGAGCAUCUGUGUAAUUUGACACUGCUGCACAAUCUGGUAGAUCGUCUCCCACCGAUGAUUCGGCUGAAUUGGGCGACCCAUCGUCAGUCUCUUCGAUCGGUAACUUUGUUGGAGUUCAGCGAGUGGCUGUACAAACUAGCAGAAGCAGCGAGCACGGUGACGAUGCCUCAGUUCUCGGGCUCCUUCGACAACAAGACACGCCGGGAACGGAAGAACGAUGGAUUUCUGAACGCACACACCGAGACGGUUCCGAAGGCCAACCAAAGCAACGUUGAUAGUGGAUGUGUCAUCUGCAAUGGCAACUGCUUAGCAGUGGAGAAGUGCAAACAAUUCGUUGCAAUGGAUCUUUCUGCUCGGUGGGCUGCACUGCGGGAACACAAAUUAUGCCGUAGCUGCCUGGAAAGUCAUCGAGGUCCCUGCAAGUCCGGGAAGUCGUGUGGUAAAAACGGCUGCCAAUACAAACACCAUCGGAUGAUGCACAACGACGCGAAAGAUAAAUCGAUAGCGUCGUCUUCGUCCAGUUCGGCACCGACUACUUCUACUUCACAGCAGGUCAGCGCGAGCAGUUCCAGAGAAACCAGAUCAUGCAACACGCACCGAGGAGAAAGCAGAGCUGUACUAUUCCAGUACGUUCCGGUCACGCUGUACAAUGAUGGGAUCAAGGUACAAACCUAUGCGUUCCUGGACAGCGGAUCUUCCUUGACACUGAUGGAGGAAGGUUUGGCGAAGGAGUUGAAUUUGCGUGGCGAAAGCCAUCCACUCUGCCUCCACUGGACGGCCGAUACCUGCCGUUACGAAGACGAUGCCAUGCGAGUCUCUCUCAACAUUUCCGGCACGUACAACGGAUGUCCUCAAAACAACCUGACAGAUGUCUACACGGUUAAAGAGUUGAAACUUCCGUCGCAAUCUCUCUCCGUUCGCAAGCUUUCGGAGGAGUACCCUCAUCUUGAAGGGUUGCCAAUAGAAUCGUACUGCAACGUUCAACCCAAGAUAUUGAUCGGGAUGAAUAACGUACGAGUGGUCCACUCCCUGGACAGCCGUGAAGGGAAGCCAAAUGAACCAGUUGCUGUCAAGACACGCCUUGGAUGGACGAUCUACGGAACCUGCUCGUCGGAGAAUGGUCCGGCGUCAAACACUGCCCUGUACAGCUACCAUACAUGCUUCCACUCUCACGAAUCCGACGAUUUUCUACACGAAACCGUAAAAAGCUACUUCAUGCUCGACAGUUUGGGUAUCAGAGCUCCGCAGAAUCAACUUCUUUCCAAGGAGGACGAACGAGCGCUGGUAAAACUACGCGACAGUACAACGUUCCAGAACGGGCGCUACCAAGUGGGUCUUUUGUGGAAAUACGAUGACGUACGCCUACCCAACAACAGGUCGAUGGCGUUGAGACGUCAUUACUGUCUGGUUAAGAGGAUGGAACGCGAACCCCAACUGGCCGAGACGUUGAGAGCGAAGAUGGCAGACUACGUCAGCAAGGGGUACGUCCGCAAGCUAACCCCGGAGGAAAGUCAGAGGACGGGAGAUCGGACCUGGUACUUGCCCAUCUUUCCGGUCUUCAACCCUAAUAAACCAGGCAAGGUCCGAAUCGUGUUCGAUGCAGCCGCGUCGUUUGGAGGAGUAUCGUUGAAUGCCGUGUUGAUGAAGGGUCCGGAUCAACUAAACGCUCUACCACCAGUACUAUAUAAGUUCCGAGAGCGGUUGAUUGGCUUAGGAGGUGAUGUAGCUGAAAUGUUUCAUCAGAUGUUGAUGAACCCACAAGAUGAGGACAGUCAGCGAAUCGUUUGGUGUGCCAGCGACGAAACGACGGAGCCAUGUGACUAUGUAAUGCAGGUUGUCACGUUCGGCGCUACCUGUUCACCUAGCACUGCGCUAUUCGUCCUGAACGAAAACGCUGCCCGUUUCGAAAGCGAAUACCCUGUUGCUGCCGACGCUAUCCACCGGAGGCACUACGUGGACGACAUGCUCACGAGCGUAGACACGGAGGAGGAAGCCAUCAAGCUGGCCAAUGAUGUACGCUACAUUCACCAACAAGGCGGAUUCCUCAUGAGAAACUGGGUGUCGAACUCAACCAAAGUGCUGGAAGCCCUCGGAGAAAACACUCAGCCGGAAAAGUCAAUGGAGAUGAGCGCUGACCCUGCCAUGGAAAAGGUCCUUGGGAUGUGGUGGAGUACAACAAAAGACGUCUUUCGCUACAAGCUCUGCACGGAACGUAACAAGGACCUUCUUACCGGAAUCAAGCAUCCAACCAAGCGGGACAUGCUACGGACGCUGAUGGCCAUCUACGACCCGUUAGGUCUCAUUGCACAUUACUUGAUGUUCCUGAAGAUACUGCUGCAGGAGGUCUGGAGAGCGAAAACUGCAUGGGAUGAAGAAAUCGGGGAAAAGGAGUUGGAGAAGUGGCAUACAUGGCUACGUACCUUGCCGGAGCUUGAGUUGGUAGAAAUUCCGCGUUGCUACUACCAGGCUGACUCCAGCAUCAACGAAGCCAGGAUCGAGCUUCACACGUUCGUAGAUGCUAGUGAGCUUGGGUACGCAGCCGUUUCCUAUUUCCGGAUUGAAAGGAAUGGACAUGUUCAUUGUGCGCUCAUCGGCAGCAAGACUCGAGUAGCGCCCCUCAAGUUCGUCUCCAUUCCCCGGCUGGAGCUGCAAGCAGCAGUCAUCGGUUCACGCUUGGCCAAGAGUAUCGGGGCAGGCCACUCUAUCAAGGUCGACCGUCGUUAUUUCUGGACUGAUGCUCGGGACGUCAUGUGCUGGUUACAAUCGGAUCACCGCCGGUACUCUCAGUUCGUGGCUUUCCGCGUGGGUGAAAUAUUGGAAGAGAUGGACGUUACGGAAUGGAGGUGGAUAGGUACAAAGGAGAACGUGGCUGACGACGGAACAAAGUGGAAGUACAAACCGGAUCUGAAGCCAGCAAGUCGUUGGUUCAACGGGACAUCGUUCCUGUGGAGACCCAAAAUGGAAUGGCCGGAGUCGUCGCUAAAUGGCCAGGAAACCGCCGAAGAAAUCCGUUCAAGCGUGAUGCACCAUUCAGUUGGGAGAGUUCGUACCGUUUUGUUGCCAGAGAACUUCUCAUCGUGGUACCGCUUACGGCGUGCUACGGCUUUCGUCCAACGGUUCGUGAACAAUAUCCGGCUGAAGAAGGAAGGCCAACAACGGAAUGUCGGGCCGCUAACGCAGCACGAGUUUCUCAAUGCGGAAGUGUUCCAAAUCAAACGAGCACAGGAAGAUGUCUACGCAGAUGAACUAGCAAUCCUAGCAGCGGGUGAUCGCCGACUCCAGAAGAAGAACAGCCUGUUCAAGGUUUGUCCGUUCGUUGACAAGCGGGGCGUGAUGCGCAUCCACAGUCGGUUGGGCGAAUGCGACUUCGUAGACGAGAGCAGCAGGUACCCCAUCGUACUCCCUCGAGAGCAUCCCGUUACUGCUCUUCUCGGUCUACGAUCGAGUGCGUCGAAAUUGUCAGUUAUGCGAGAUACAACGCGCUGCACCAGCACCCCCGAUGAUGGCUUCGUUACCGAAGGCAAGGAUGGCAGCCUUCGUGCGCGCGUUCUCGUACGUGGGCGUGGACUUCUUCGGACCGUUGUAGGACGUCAUCAUGAAAAGCGCUGGGGAGUUAUUGUAACGUGCCUUACGGUUCGAGCGAUACACCUCGAGUUGGCUGCCUCGUUGAACACCAGCUCGUGUAUCCUAGCUCUGCGGAACUGCUUUGCUCGACGGGGAACUCCGUUGGAAAUAAUUAGCGAUCGUGGGACCAAUUUCGUGGGUGCGGACAGGGAACUUAAAGAGGCGGUAGCGGCAUUGGACCAGGAGAGGCUCAUGGUGGAAUUUACCACCACGAGGACAACAUGGCGCUUCAACCCUCCUGCGUCGCCGCAUAUGGGUGGUUGCUGGGAGCGGCUCAUCCAAUCCGUCAAGAAAGUUCUGUACCAGGUCAAGCCACAACGAGUCUCCACGGAGGAGGUACUGAGGAGCUAUCUGAUCGAGGUAGAAAAUAUCAUCAACAGCCGACCGUUGACUCACGUACCCGUGGACGAUUAUUCUUCGCCGGCGCUUACUCCCAACCACUUCCUGCUGGGUUCAUCGGACGGAUCGAAGCCACUGGUGCCAUACGACGAAUGCCCGUUGAUGCUACAACGGUCAUGGAAGGCGUCACAGGCAUUGGCGAACCAGUUUUGGAAACGAUGGGUGACCGAGUACCUGCCAACUAUCACGCGUCGAACAAAGUGGUUCUACCCAGUAAGGCCGAUCGCGGUUGGUGAAGUCGUAGUCGUUACCGAUCCCAGCUUGCCACGGAACUGUUGGCCCAAAGGACGUAUUGUAUCGGUGAAGACUUCAAAGGACGGACAAGUUCGAUCGGCGGUAGUCCAGACUGCCGUUGGACUAUUCGAAAGGCCGGUGGUCAAACUGGCAGUGUUAGAAGUAGGUGCAAAGGAGAGUGAGUCGGACCAGGGUCCAACUACUGGAGGGGACUGUUGCGUACGCCCUUCGUGCGACACCGCACCUACUCAUUUACCUCACUGGUGCAGCGGCGCUGCAUCGCAGGAGUGUGAAGCUGCCUGCGAUAUCCAACCGACAAGCAUAGCUGUCAGGCCGCCGGCACCGGGUGAGGAUGGAAAAAUGUAA